Cyphomyrmex costatus is the source of this 550-nucleotide messenger RNA. RefSeq lists its product as uncharacterized. The record is from RefSeq and is a predicted model, not a curated record. Gene Ontology annotation, molecular function: chitin binding. The coding region runs from base 1 to 549 and encodes 182 amino acids. The transcript is spliced from 3 exons. Lineage: Eukaryota; Metazoa; Arthropoda; Insecta; Hymenoptera; Formicidae. Gene Ontology annotation, cellular component: extracellular region.
AUGACACGGGAAAAGCUCUUCGCCGUAUUGCUUCUCGGUCUUCUCGCGAUAGCUCUUAGUUUACCUCAACAGCCGAAAUCCAAAAGGCCUACUCCAGUAUUUAAGCAACCUAAAACUGGUGGCUUGCUGCUUCCCGACAACGCAACGCUCAUUCGUGAGAACAUCGUCGACACGUUUUCGUGCAAGGACCGAAUUUACGGUUAUUAUGCCGACAUGGAGAACGAGUGCCAAGUGUUUCACGUGUGCAUGCCGCAAACGAGAAAUUCAAUUAGAUGGAGUUUCAUUUGCCCGGCCGAGACAGUUUUUAACCAAGCAACAUUCGUAUGUACACAAACGGAAAGCUCGAUACCAUGCGAGGAAUCGGAGAAAUAUUAUGUCUUGAACGAGGACAUCGGAAAGGAAGUGGAAGAAGAAGAAGAAGCCGAUCAGGACCGAGGGAAAAAAAAUGCGACGAAGAUUUUGGAACCUGAAGUAGAAACGGUGCCGAAAAAAUCAUUCCCGAAAAAUCCAAGAUUUUUAAAUGAAGAGAGGUCGCUUCAGCUUUAUUAAA